This is a messenger RNA of Nestor notabilis (Kea), 3677 nucleotides long. It is a transcript of the gene PARP1, whose product is annotated as poly (ADP-ribose) polymerase 1. The transcript has 24 exons. Bases 1 to 2910 code for a protein of 969 amino acids. The record is from RefSeq and is a predicted model, not a curated record. Gene Ontology annotation, cellular component: nucleus. Gene Ontology annotation, molecular function: NAD+ poly-ADP-ribosyltransferase activity; DNA binding; NAD binding. Lineage: Eukaryota; Metazoa; Chordata; Aves; Psittaciformes; Psittacidae.
AUGUUUGAUGGCAAAGUCCCUCACUGGCACCACUACAGCUGCUUCUGGAAGCGGGCUCGAAUCGUGUCUCAUGCAGACAUCGAUGGCUUCCCAGAGCUCCGGUGGGAAGAUCAGGAGAAAAUCAAGAAAGCCAUUGAGACUGGAGGCCCUGGAGGAGGAAAAGGAGGGGAACAGGAAGGAGGUGGCAAGGCUGACAAGAGCCUAAAUGACUUUGCUGCAGAAUAUGCUAAGUCGAACAGAAGUACUUGCAAAGGCUGUGAACAGAAAAUAGAAAAGGGCCAGAUCCGGAUUUCCAAGAAGAUGGUGCAUCCCGAAAAGCCGCAGUUGGGAAUGAUCGAUAACUGGUACCACCCGGACUGCUUUGUGAGCCGCCGAGCCGAGCUGGGCUUCCUCCCCGUGUAUGGGGCCACCCAGCUCCUGGGCUUCAGCAUCUUGAAAGCUGAAGAUAAAGAAACUCUGAAGAAGCAGCUCCCAGCUACCAAGAGUGACGGGAGGAGAAAAGGGGAGCAGGUAGAUGGAAAUGUGACUGCAAAAAAGAAACAGAAAAAAGAAAAAGAGAAAGAAUCAAAGCAGGAAAAACAGCUGAAGGAGCAGACAGAGCUGAUCUGGGGCAUCAAGGAUGAGCUGAGGAAGGUCUGCUCCACUAAUGACCUCAAAGAGCUGCUGAUCGCCAACAAGCAGGAAGUUCCUUCAGGGGAGAAUGCCAUUUUGGACCGAGUAGCAGAUGGAAUGGCAUUUGGAGCUCUGCUUCCCUGCGAGGAGUGCAAGGGGCAGUUUGUGUUCAAGAGUGACGCAUAUUACUGUUCAGGGGAUAUCACUGCCUGGACUAAGUGUGUUGCUAAAACACAGACUCCCAACAGGAAAGACUGGGUAAUCCCAAAGGAGUUUAGGGAAAUUCCUUACCUGAAGAAGUUCAAGUGUAAGAAGCAGGACAGGGUGUUCCCUCCAGAUACUACAACUGCAAACUCUGUGCCUCCUCCCUCUGCAUCUGCUCCUUUGUCAGAGACUGUGUCUGCACCCAGAGACAAACCACUGACCAACAUGAAGAUCCUGGUUCUUGGAAAGCUGUCAAAGAACAAGGAGGAGGUGAAGAGCAUUGUGGAGGACUUGGGAGGAAAGAUGACAACCACAGCUAACAAGGCCACGCUGUGCAUCAGCACACAGAAGGAUGUGGAGAAAAUGAGCAAGAAGAUGGAAGAAGUGAAGGAGGCCAAAGUCCGUGUGGUCUCAGAGGAGUUUCUUCAGGAUGUGAAAUCCUCCAGCAAGGACUUCCAGGAGCUCGUGUCUCUCCAUGCGCUUUCACCUUGGGGUGCAGAGGUGAAAAUGGAGCAUGAGGAGAUGGCUGUGGAUGGAAAGUGCAGCAAGCCCUCAAGUGUGAAGAGUGCUGGGAAGGUCAAAGAAGAACAAGGACCUAGCAAGUCUGAAAAGAAGAUGAAGCUAACAGUUAAGGGUGGAGCAGCAGUAGAUCCUGAUUCUGGUUUGGAGGAUUCUGCUCACGUCUUUGAAAAAGGUGGAAAGAUUUAUAGUGCAACUCUGGGCCUCGUAGAUAUUGUGAAAGGAACAAAUUCCUAUUACAAACUGCAGUUGCUGGAGGAUGACAGAGAGAACAGAUACUGGGUGUUCAGAUCUUGGGGUCGUGUGGGCACUGUAAUUGGGAGUAACAAGCUGGAGCAGAUGCCAUCAAAAGAAGAUGCUGUUGAACACUUCCUGAAUUUGUAUGAAGAGAAAACUGGCAAUUCUUGGCAUUCAAAGAACUUCACUAAAUAUCCCAAAAAAUUCUACCCCCUGGAAAUCGAUUAUGGACAGGAUGAAGAAGCUGUCAGGAAACUGACAGUAGGUGCCGGGACAAAAUCAAAACUGGCUAAGCCAAUCCAAGACCUUAUUAAGAUGAUCUUUGAUGUGGAGAGCAUGAAGAAAGCAAUGGUGGAAUUUGAGAUUGACCUGCAGAAGAUGCCAUUGGGAAAACUGAGCAAGCGGCAGAUCCAGAGCGCAUACUCCAUCCUCAGUGAGGCUCAGCAGGCAGUUUCUGACAGUGGUUCAGAAUCCCAGAUCUUGGACCUCUCCAACCGCUUCUAUACUCUGAUUCCUCAUGACUUCGGGAUGAAGAAACCACCUCUCCUAAACAACCUGGAAUACAUUCAGGCCAAAGUGCAGAUGUUGGACAACUUGCUUGAUAUUGAGGUGGCUUACAGCCUUCUCAGAGGUGGAAAUGAAGAUGGAGAUAAAGACCCAAUUGACAUCAACUAUGAAAAACUUCGAACUGAUAUUAAGGUUGUUGACAAAGAUUCAGAAGAAGCCAAGAUUAUUAAACAAUAUGUGAAAAAUACUCAUGCUGCUACUCACAACGCAUACGAUCUCAAAGUUGUGGAUAUCUUCAGGAUUGAGCGUGAAGGGGAGAGUCAACGUUACAAGCCAUUUAAGCAGCUUCACAACCGCCAGCUGCUGUGGCACGGUUCCCGCACCACCAACUUCGCUGGUAUCCUCUCUCAGGGUCUCCGGAUAGCUCCCCCUGAAGCUCCUGUGACUGGCUACAUGUUUGGGAAGGGCAUCUAUUUUGCAGACAUGGUAUCCAAGAGUGCCAACUACUGUCACACAUCUCAAGCUGAUCCCAUAGGCUUAAUACUACUGGGUGAAGUUGCCCUUGGAAAUAUGUAUGAGCUAAAGAAUGCUUCCCACAUCACAAAAUUGCCGAAAGGAAAGCACAGUGUGAAAGGCUUGGGCAAAACAGCACCUGAUCCCACAGCCACUACCACCCUUGGUGGUGUAGAGGUUCCCUUAGGGAAUGGGAUCUCAACAGGAAUUAAUGAUACCUGUCUUCUGUAUAAUGAAUAUAUUGUGUAUGACGUUGCUCAGGUGAAUCUGAAGUACCUGCUGAAACUGAAAUUCAACUAUAAGACAUCACUCUGGUGAACAGUAUUUAGAAGCCCUGUUAGAGUUAUACUGUAGUUACACUAUAGCGUUGACUUCUGACAUGCUUACGCAUUGACUUCUCGUACCAAGAUAUCAAGAGCUAACCUGCAGAAGAGGUUACUAAAUCCUAUUUAGUACAACACUUAGUGAAAAUUUUAUAUAAACGUGUGGCAACACAUGGACCUGAAUUCUGAUGAGAACGAGUACCUGGUUUUGUGAUUUACCACUUCUAAUUUGGGGGGUUUCAAGUGUUUCUUUUAAUUGAGCAAACUUGCUUCUUCCCCCACCCCCAAAAAAAAAAUUAAGCUCGUGUUUUUAGCCAAACAGAGCUGGGUGAUAGCAAGUAAAGGAACUUGAGGCUGUUUGUGGUAUUUGCCCUGUUAAGGUUCCCCCUUGUUUAAGAUACCCUUUUUCAGUUUUCAUUGGAAUAAAUGAGAAAUGUUCACUUAUUUUGAGGUAAAAAAAUAAAAGCUAAUUUCAUACUAACAUCUUUAUGUUUCACAGCUUCCAAAUUGUUUUGGUUUUGAGUCAUGAUUUAAACGUAUUUGGUAGAAUGUUCUUAAAACAUGCUAUAUAUCUCUCAAGAUGAAAUGCCAAAUACUGAAAUCUGUAGUCAUGUUUCAGGAAGUCAUGGUGAGCUGAAAAUUUGGACUUUCCACUGAGACUUCAUCUGUCAACAGUUGGUGUGGUAAAUAUGGAAAAUGAACUUGUGGCUGUUUGAAUUUAGUAUUAGCCCCAAUAAACCUCCUUUAAAUAUCUGCUUUCAA